Molecule: messenger RNA, 1508 nt
Organism: Neolamprologus brichardi
Lineage: Eukaryota; Metazoa; Chordata; Actinopteri; Cichliformes; Cichlidae
Gene: gtpbp10
Product: GTP-binding protein 10 (putative)
Cellular component (GO): mitochondrion
Molecular function (GO): GTPase activity; GTP binding; magnesium ion binding
Source: RefSeq, a predicted model, not a curated record
AGCGGAGAGAAAAGAACCACUACUUCCUGUCCCCGAUCCAAACACAUGUACGUAUGCUAGCAGUUAGCUUUGGCGAAAAUACUUCUUAAGAGUGGCAAUAAGUGCCACUGAAGAUGGUUCACAUCACUAGGAUCUGCUUACGGAAGUAUGGAAACUUUGUUGACAAUCUGCGGCUGUACGUCCGUGGAGGCAGUGGAGGGAUGGGUUUACCCCGCCUUGGAGGACAAGGAGGGAAAGGGGGAGAUGUUUGGGUGGUGGCGACGAAGAACAUGACCUUAAAAAGGAUAAAGGACAAAUUCCCACAAAAACGUUUUGUAGCGGACGCAGGAGCCAACAGCGGCGUUCGAGCUCUGAAAGGAGAAAGAGGGGCAGACAAGGAGAUCCUUGCUCCUGUCGGUAUCACCGUCACCACUGAUGAGGGCAGAACACUCGGUGACUUGAAUGUGGAGGGCGAUCGUGUGAUGGUGACAAAAGGAGGAUCAGGAGGCUCGCUGUACUCUGCGUUUCAGCCCAGUAAAGGCGAGGCUAAACACAUCAGACUGGACCUCAAGCUUAUAGCAGACAUGGGCCUUGUGGGGUUCCCGAAUGCAGGAAAGUCCUCUCUGCUGACAGCCUUGUCUAACGCCACACCUCAGAUUGCCAGCUAUGCUUUCACAACCUUAAAACCAGAGAUUGGCAAACUGAUAUAUGACGAUUAUAAGCAGAUUUCUGUUGCUGAUCUCCCUGGCUUGAUUGAGGGGGCUCACAUGAACAAAGGCAUGGGCCACAAAUUUCUGAAACACGUGGAGAGGACCAAGCAGCUGUUAUUUGUGGUCGAUGUUUGUGGUUUUCAGCUGGCAAGUAAAACACCGUUUAGGUCAGCCUUCGAAGCUGUGCAGCUUCUAACCAAGGAAUUGGAGUUGUAUAAAGAGGAGCUGUUGUCAAAGCCUGCAUUACUGGUGGUGAAUAAGAUGGACCUGCCUGAUGCUGAGGACAAGCUAGCAGAGCUGAAGGAGCAACUACAAAACCCAGCAGAGUUCUCUGAUCUGCUCCCUGAAGAUAUGAUACCACAGAACUAUUUGACCUUCAGACACAUGGUUCCCGUUUCUGCAAUCACCGGGUUUGGCAUCAGCCACCUUAAGAGCUGCAUUCGACAGUCCCUCGAUGAAGACGCAGCCUUAGAAGUUAAAGCCACUCAUCGAGAAAAGCUGCAAGCACUGAGGAAGCAGUCACAAGGACGUGCGUGAGUAACGUAGACGACAUCAAGCGUCAUCACGCAGGACUUUGCAGAUAAACAUCCUCUACCACGAAGCUCCUGGGAGAGCAAAACCACUUCAAUUGAUAGAAGUGAUGGAGGUCUCUGCUUGGAGAUGAUCAAAUUCUCACCGACUGAUGCAAACUCCAUCUUUAUUUAUUUAAAAGUGAUCUGUUGUAUAAGACUGAUAAAACUUUGUGAAUAUCAUAGAAAUUCACAGGCUGGUGCAUAAAAGGAUUAUAGUCAAGAUGACUACAUUAAAUGAUAAAUACAA